This is a messenger RNA of Calidris pugnax (ruff), 583 nucleotides long. RefSeq names its product ribosomal protein S25 (gene RPS25). The record is from RefSeq and is a predicted model, not a curated record. Bases 128 to 505 code for a protein of 125 amino acids. Lineage: Eukaryota; Metazoa; Chordata; Aves; Charadriiformes; Scolopacidae. Gene Ontology annotation, cellular component: cytosolic small ribosomal subunit. The transcript has 5 exons. Gene Ontology annotation, molecular function: structural constituent of ribosome.
CCCGCCCCGGAAGUGACGUCACGCCGUGCCCCGGAAGCCGCCCCUUGGGCCACGGGGCUUCCCUGCGCCUCGCGCCAGGCGCUUCCUUUCUCGGCCGACAUCUUGGGGGAGCAGCCGCCGCCGCAGCAUGCCGCCCAAAGACGACAAGAAGAAGAAGGACGCGGGCAAGUCCACCAAAAAGGACAAGGACCCCGUCAACAAGUCCGGCGGUAAAGCCAAGAAGAAGAAGUGGUCCAAGGGGAAAGUGAGAGACAAGUUGAACAACCUCGUCUUGUUCGACAAGGCCACCUAUGACAAACUGUGCAAAGAAGUGCCCAACUACAAGCUCAUCACGCCAGCGGUUGUCUCUGAGAGACUGAAGAUCCGCGGUUCCCUGGCCAGGGCCGCCCUCCAGGAGCUGCUCAGCAAAGGUUUGAUCAAGCUGGUGUCCAAGCACCGAGCCCAGGUGAUCUACACCAGAAACACGAAGGGUGGAGACGCGCCUGCGGCCGGGGAGGACGCGUAGGGAGGUUCUCCAUUGACCUCAGCCAUGUGUCAUAUGUAGAUGCACACAAUAAAAUUAUCAAAAUGUUUCCCACUUUUA